AUGAUGAUAACCAAACCUCAAUUAUUGCAAGCUGCACUUUCUUUUCUCAUACUCUGCAUGGAACUACAGUUAAAAGUCGUAUGCUUUUUACAACCAGAUUCUCUUCUAGAUGAAACUUACCUUGAGUUCACAAAUGAAGCCACUGAUUUUUCACCUGCAAAGGAAUACGAUUACAUCAUUGUUGGAGGAGGAACAGCUGGUUGCCCAUUAGCCGCCACUCUAUCCGAAAAAUAUUCAGUUCUACUACUUGAGCGAGGGGGUGUAGCCAAUUUAGAUCCCAACGUCUUAUACGAAGAUAACCUCUUCAAUCCCCUCCUAACUGCAAAUAAUAAUGAUUCCCCUGCUCAAACUUUCACCUCUGAAGAAGGGGUACUAAACGCAAGAGGGAGGGUCUUAGGAGGUAGUAGCAUGAUAAAUUUUGGAUUUUAUUCGAGGGCUGAUGAUUACUUUUAUAAGAAUUCAGGGAUUGAAUGGAAUACCAGUGGUGUGAAAAGUGCCUAUGAGUGGGUAGAAGAUAGUAUUGUAACACGUCCGAAUCAUUUAGGUAGGUGGCAAACUUCUAUGUUGAAUGCUUUACUACAAUCAGGAGUUGAUCCAGCAAAUGGGUUCACCCUGAACCAUGUUGAAGGUACCAAGAUUAGUGGUUCCACGUUUGAUGAUUCAGGGAGGCGCCAUGGAUCGGUGGAGCUCCUCAAUAAAGCCAAACCUGGAAAUUUAAAGGUCGUUGUCCAUGCCACAGUUGAUCGGGUCAUCUUCUCCACCUCCAAAUCUUUAGGAAUAGUUGCCAAUGGUGUUAGAUACCAUGAUUCAGAAGGAAUUUAUCAUGAAGUCCAUGUAAGAAAACCGGGGGAAGUAAUUUUGAGCGCUGGAGCUCUCGGAAGCCCACAACUUUUAUUGAUAAGUGGAAUCGGGCCACUUUCAUACCUUUCGUCCCUAAAAAUUCCAGUUGUUCGCGACAAUCCGUAUAUUGGAAAGUUCAUGGUUGAUAAUCCACGUCCUGGAAUUAACAUUUUGGUCCCAGUAGCAUCGCUUGAUGUAGGAGCACGAGUUGUUGGGAUAGUAAAAAAUGGCCCAUACAUCGAGUCUUCUGCAGCCCCUCGACAGGUGCCUUUUUUGGGUUCAAUUAUACCUUUAAACUCAAGUGUGCUGGUUAUUGGUGGAAAGAUUAUAGGACCAAAGUCAAGUGGUUCACUACAAUUAAUAUCUCCCUCUGAUGUAAACGUUAGCCCAAGUGUUCGUUUUAAUUACUACUCACACACGAAUGAUAUAAUAGAAUGUGGUAAGGUUGUGGAAGUACUUCGAGAUUUUUUGGGUACUCAAGCCAUGGAAGAAUACAAGUUUAGUGACAUAUCUGGUGGAAGGGAUUUCAGAUAUAUCGGGCCAUCACUACCUGAGGAUCCAUCUCAUUUGAAGUCCAAUGAGGCUUUCUGUCGCGAAACAUUGUCCACAUUUUGGCAUUUCCAUGGUGGAUGCUUGGUAGGAAAGGUGGUUGAUAGUGAUUUGAAAGUCAUAGGAGUUGAUUCUUUACGAGUCAUUGAUGCUUCCAUCUUUUCCAGCUCACCGGGAACAAAUCCACAGGCAACACUUAUGAUGUUAGGCCGAUACAUUGGAGUGAAAAUACUUAACGAGAGAGCACCAAAUUGAUGGCAUUCAUUCUUGAUAUACACCCGAUGUUUAGUCAAAAUCCUUGUCUUUUCUGUUUCUACACCAUGCAUGUACAUCAUUUUAUGUCACUUUUGAUAUGUUAUAAUACACAAGAAAAAUCUGAUUUGCGGUUGCUUGGUGUAAAAAAAAUGGGAAAAUCACAUUGGAG
This is a messenger RNA of Lactuca saligna, 1813 nucleotides long. Lineage: Eukaryota; Viridiplantae; Streptophyta; Magnoliopsida; Asterales; Asteraceae. The record is from the annotation of a GenBank genome assembly.